This is a messenger RNA of Pochonia chlamydosporia 170, 498 nucleotides long. Its product is annotated as nlp/p60. The record is from RefSeq and is a predicted model, not a curated record. Bases 1 to 498 code for a protein of 165 amino acids. Lineage: Eukaryota; Fungi; Ascomycota; Sordariomycetes; Hypocreales; Clavicipitaceae. The transcript is spliced from 3 exons.
AUGAAGUUCGCAUCCAUCUUCACUGUCGCCCUCGCCGCUGGCGCUUAUGCCAUGCCCACAGCAUCCGAGCCUGAGGAUGCGGCCCUCGAGAAGCGAACCGGUCCCGGCAUCGUUGCCGCUGCUAAAAAGCAGCUGGGCAAACCCUACGUCUGGGGCGGCGGUAACAAGAAUGGACCUACCAAGGGCGGCUUUGACUGCUCUGGUCUGACCCAGUACUCUGUCUACCAGGCUCAGAAGAAGGAGAUUCCCCGAACUGCUCAGACUCAAUACCACUCCAAGAUGGGCAAGCACCUUCCCCGUGGUCAGGCCAAGCCUGGUGACCUGAUCUUCUGGGGCAAGGGUGGCAACUGCAAGACUGGUGUCGUGCAUGUUGGCAUCUUCACUGGCCCCGGAUGGAUGAUCAAUGCUGCACACACCGGAACUCCUGUCCGCAAGCAGAAGAUCUGGACUUCUUCAGGUGGCGAGAAGAUUUGCCCUGACGCAGUUCGUUUCUGGUAA